Messenger RNA from Phycomyces blakesleeanus NRRL 1555(-), 4863 nucleotides. RefSeq lists its product as hypothetical. Gene Ontology annotation, cellular component: nucleus; mRNA cleavage and polyadenylation specificity factor complex. NCBI's taxonomy places the organism in Eukaryota, Fungi, Mucoromycota, Mucoromycetes, Mucorales, Phycomycetaceae. The record is from RefSeq and is a predicted model, not a curated record. Gene Ontology annotation, molecular function: nucleic acid binding; protein binding. The transcript has 17 exons. Bases 1 to 4863 code for a protein of 1620 amino acids.
AUGUCUGUCUACGCGAUCUACCAAGAGUUAUUCCCACCGCAAACGGUGGAACAUGCAGAAAGAGCUCAUUUGACCUCACCUGAUGCAAUCAACCUCGUAGUUGCAAAAGCCUCUUUACUCCAGGUUUACGCUUUUGUAGAAUACACUCCAGAAUCCACACUGGAUGACGAAGACGCCGACCAGGACAUAAACCUGAGUGACAGCGACAAAGAAAUUGAAAACGAACGUUCUAAUGGAGAUGAAGAACAAACUUUGGUUUACCCAAAACUCAAGCUUUUAAAAAAAUCUCCCCUCGACACCACUAAAGGACGUCUAGAAUUGGUAGCCCAAUAUAAACUGAAUGGUAGUGUAUCUGCAAUGGGCGUUGUAAGAACCUCAUCUACUCGUGGAAAGGCUGGCUGUGACAGCCUGUUACUUGGCUUUAACGAUGCCAAGAUGUCCUUACUCGAAUGGUCUCCAGAGACACACUCGAUUGUCACUGUAUCAAUUCAUUAUUAUGAGAGAGACGAAAUGAAGAAAGAGUUCUUGACAAAUCCAUAUCCUCCUGCGAUCCAUGUAGACCCACAGCAAAGAUGUGCCUUGUUGAAUUUCUAUGACAACAAACUUGCAGUAUUACCUUUUUGCCAGUCGGAUAACCUUGAUACAUCAGCUUCUAAUCCUGGAGACCAAGAAGACGAAGAUCAUGCACAAAAGUGGCCUUAUUCACCUAGUUUUGUAAUAGAGCUAGAGAAAAUAGAUCCUCGGAUCAGAAAUGUCAUUGAUAUGACAUUCCUGUCAGGAUAUUAUGAACCAACACUAGCAAUCCUCUUCCAGCCUGAGCAGACAUGGACAGGACGAUUGGCUACCACAAAAGAUACGGUAUCAAUUGUAGUCAUCUCACUCGAUUUAUCCGCAAAAGCAUACCCUAUCAUCUAUUCUCUCGAUAAUCUGCCUUAUGACUGCCGUAGUCUGGUAGCAUUGCCCAAACCCGUGGACGGUCUUCUGGUCAUUGCUUCCAACGCUCUUCUUCAUGUCUCCCAGGGUUCUCCUGGAGUGGGUGUAGCAGUGAACGGCUACACCAACAAAACUACCGAAUUUCCGGGUAUGAUUUACGACGAUGCAUUGAUUGAGCAGGGUUUGAUGUUAGAUGGCGCAAAGGCCCUCUCGAUGGGCGGUAACAAGUGUCUCUUGUUCCUGCAGAACGGAGAUUGGGUGGGAGUCCAGAUGAAGAUGGACGGCAACAAGGUCGUUGGCGUUUCGAUGGACACAAUCCACCACCCGCCUGUCUUGGGUCCUCAGGAUUCUGGUGAUGGGCACACGCCUGUCGCUUGUAUCCCAACUUGCAUUUCCAGCAUAAAGGACGGGGAGUUCUUCUUUCUCGGAAGUCGUGUUGGAGACUCACUUCUAAUCAAGUGGAAGAACGGCAGCGAACCAGGGUCCAAGCCAGUCUCGCCAGAAAUCGACUGGACUUUCCGCGUAUGCGAUGCACUUCUCAACACAGGCCCAAUUGUUGACAUGACUGUAGGAGACAUGGAAAGCAAAGAUGCAUCCGAUGAUAUGAUCGAAAAAUCGACAGAUUUCCCUGAUCUCGAGCUUGUGAGUUGCUCUGGCUAUGGCAAGAACGGUGCGCUCUGUGUAUUCCAACGCCACGUUCGACCCGAGACUACAUUUUCAUUUACCCAGUCGGAUUGCCAGGCUGUCUGGUCAAUAAAGUGUCGUAAAGAGCAUUUCUUUGAGGGUGUUCAAGUAGGAGGAGGUGUCCAACUCACGCAGACAGGUUUGACACCAGAGGAAGGUACUGGUCACUGGGGAACAGUUGCUUCCGACGACGGCUUCAAGGACGCAUUUGACAAAUUCUUGUUUAUCAGCAAGACCGAAAGCACACUCGUUCUAGCAGCAGGAGAUGAACUAUGUGAACUUGAAAGCAGUGAUUUCCACACAACUGGACCUACAAUUGCAGUCAGUACAUUAUUUGAUCACACAAGAAUUGUACAGAUUCACUCCCAUGGUGUUGUACUUUUAUCUCCAGACGGAAAGCUAGUACAAACUGUACCUGUAAAAGAUUCAAAGAUCGUAGAUGCAAGUAUUCACGACCCUUAUAUCCUUCUCACACUCGAGAAUCAGACCAUAUUGGCACUCAAAGGUGAUGCAGAAACAAGAGACAUCAUUUAUGUUCAAGUUCCAGCGUCAAUCAAGAAUAAGGACGUUUUGGUAGCUAGUGUAUUUGCCGAUACAUCUGGAAUAUUUGCCUCUGUGUCAGAAAAACUUGCUACAGUAGUCAAAAAGUCUCGCCCUGCUGGACAUGAGAAGAAGAGAAAGGCAUCCGAAGCAUUUGGCACAACAAACACUAAUAACAAUGGUGCCACCACCACCACCGCCACCACUGCCAACGCCAAUACCACGACAACCAAAAAAGCUAAUAUUGCUCCACCAGCUCCACCAACAGUGGAAUUUGACGAAAUAGAUAUGGAUCUCUACGGUGAUCAAAGUGAAGGCGAACCUGUCAAAACCACAGUAACAAUAGCCGAAGAUGAAAUCAUGACAGACUCUACAACUCAAAUAGGCCAACAAGGACAAAACGAAGAUGACGACGACGAAGAUGACGACGACGACGAAGCUAUGCUUUAUGGCGAUAGCGAGCCCAUUAAAAAAUAUCCCGGGCUGUUUAACGAAGAAGUCGAUGAAGUAAAUGUGAGCGUCAAGGGUGGACUAGGCCAGAUCGAGAUGAUCAGUUUCUGGUGCCUGAUCUACACAGUCGAAGGCAACCUACAGCUCCACAGUCUCCCAGACUUUAAGGAAUAUUUUGUUUUCCCCCACUUUGACGUGCUCCCCAGUCUACUCACCGACUGUCCUGGUCACGAGCAAGAGCAAGUUCCACCUCAUUUGCCUGCUCAUCAAGACAAUGGGUCUUUAUCGAUAAAGGAACUUAUUAUCACUGACAUUGGAAAAGAGCGCAAGGACCCUCAUUUAGUGGCUCGUACAUCAACAAACGAUAUAAUAAUCUACAAAGCCUUUGCAUUCGUACCAGGGCUCGACUCCCAAUCUGACCACACAACUCAAAUAACCGAAGAAGCUGGCGAUAGACUUGCUAUCCGAUUCUCUCGAGUACAUCAUGAAUACGUUUCCCGCUACACCGAAGAGGAUAAUGAUAACAGUAACAACAACAGCAAAAAAUACAGCAAAAAGAACAAAAAUUCUACUGGUGCUGCCGCUGAUGAUGACGACGACGAAGAUGAUGAGGAAGAGUCCGAUGGACCAGAAAUAAAGAAAGAUGACCACGUCAUGGGAACAGACCCUUUUGGCAGUGGUCUAAAAGAGUCCAAGGUUAUUAAGCCACGCCGCCAACGUUUGCUGAUACCUUUUAACGAUGUAGCCGGUUAUGCUGGUGUCUUUGUGGCCGGUCCACAGCCUGCCUGGCUGAUGUGUUCCUGUAAAAGUUUUGUACGAGUUCACCCAAUGAAGGCGGAUCAAGCCGUAAUUGGAUUUACACAGUUCCACAAUGUGAAUUUGAAGCAUGGAUUUAUUACUAUUGAUGCAGAGUCAACAGUUAGAUUAUGCGGUCUUCCUGUAGAUAAUGCAACAUACGAUAUGGACUGGGUGAUGCAAAGAAUCCCACUAGGACAGACAGCUCACAAGAUCCAAUAUGAUCCCACCAUGCGCGUGUACGCAGUACUUGUCUCAACUCCACAACCUGUUCGCCUGAGAAAUGAAGAGGGCGCACCGGUUGACGGCAAAGAAGAAGAAGGUCGAGAACCCGGAGAAUUUCUACCUUUAGUCGAUCGCUUCUCGCUUCUAAUGGUGUCGCCCGUAACAUGGGAAACCGUCGACAGAAUCGAGUUUGAAGAAUAUGAGCAAGGAUUCUCGCUACAGUGUGUCGCACUUGAAUCCAAGCAGACCAGUACAGGACGAAAGCAUUUCAUGACAGUCGGAACUGGGUUUUUGCGUGGUGAAGAUACAGCCAUGCGUGGAUCAAUAUAUAUAUUUGAUAUCAUUGAAGUCGUACCAGAGCCAAACAAUCCUCAGACAAACCACCGUUACAAGCAUCUUCACACCGAAGAUGUCAAGGGUGCCGUUACAGCCAUGUGUGAUGUGAGCGGCCACUUAGUGUCAUGUAUUGGAUCCAAAGUGAUCAUCUGGAGUUUCGAAGACAACGAGAGUCUUGUGGGUGUAGCCUUUAUCGAUGUCCAGAUCUACGUGACCAGUCUGUGCUCGAUCAAGAAUUUUAUAUUGCUUGGCGAUGCACAAAAAUCCAUAUGGUUCCUUGGAUUCCAGCUCGAGCCCGCAAAGUUGGUAUUGUUGGGCAAAGACUACCAGGCAUUUGAGGUUGCCUCGGUAAACUUUAUUAUCGAUGAUAAAUCUCUCUUCCUCCUGGUCGGAGACACGGAUGACAAUCUCGAUAUUUAUCAAUAUGCGCCUUUCAAUCUACAGUCUUUUACAGGACACAAAUUAAUGCGCCGAGGUGAUUUUCACGUGGGAGCCCAAGUCAAGACAAUGGUACGAUUGCCGCAAAUCGUUCGCACUGAAAAGGGUCUUGAGUACAGCCGGAGACACUUUUGUCUGUGUGGAUCAUUUAGUGGAAGUAUUUCUGUGGUCUCGCCAAUUCCCGAAAAGACAUUCAAGCGGUUGAAUACGUUGUAUGGCCAGCUUGUGAAUGGUAUUCAGCAUGUGGCAGGUCUAAACCCAAGAGCCUUCCGAUUGAUCAAAGGACCAAAACAAAAAAUGGCCUCCAAUCGCACCAAGGCUAUUCUUGACGGUGAUUUGGUGUUUGAGUUUGCCGGACUCUCAGUGAGCCAGCAGAAGGAAAUGACUAAACAGAUAGGAACAACUGUAGCAAAGAUCAAGGAGGAUCUUGUUGAUGUUGACAGCAGUAUUGAUCACUUUUAA